CAGCAACGAGGCAUACCAGGUCAAAUUGGUAUUAAUCCUGCUCAAGGUCAAUUCAUUCAACAGCAACAACAACAACAACAACAAUACAGAAAUCAGGCUCAAUUAAACGAUGUACAUAGAAAACGAGCUCAAAAUAAGGUAACAUACCAUCAUAUCAUCUGUUAUUUCUUUUAAUACAACAAUAGACUACAAGACCUAAUGCGCCCAUGACAGACGAUACUGAUGAACCUUCAGGCGAUGAAUUAGAUGAUAUUUCAGCACGCGAUAUUGCCAUGGCAAGAUAUAAACGCAAUCAUGACUAUUUAUCUGAAAUAUUUACACCUUAUAAUGCUGCUUCCAUUGUACCUCCAUCCUUGGAAUUGUCACAGACAAAAGAAGAACUCGAAAAGCAAAUUAAAGAAUAUAAGGAAAAGACACAACAACAACAAGAUGCAUACCAAAAGAGAUUGGCUUCACUAGAGAAAGAACAAGAACAGUUUUGGAGUAAGAUGAAUCAACUCAAUCAAGCAUCUACGUUAGACAGUAUCAAUCAUGUAGUAGCUCAAUUAGCCCAAGAAAUGGGUGUUCAAAUUGAACAUUCGACACAUAAUCUCAAAGUAGUGCCUAUACCUGGUAUAGAAGAACAUCAACCACUACAAGAACAAUCUCAGACACAAGAUCAUAUCAUGGAAGAAACAAAGUCUGAACCAAAAUCAACACAGAAUAAUAUGGACAUGUAUUUCGAGAAAGAUGGAGAAGAGAAUAACGAUAGUUUCUUUAAUGAAAUGGUGAAUACAGAUGAUGAUCCUUCUGUGAGUGAGUUCCUUAAUACAGAAUAAUUUAAAUAUCCGCAUACAAUAAAAAAAAAAAAAACUUUUAUUUAUA
This is a messenger RNA of Gilbertella persicaria, 864 nucleotides long. RefSeq lists its product as uncharacterized. The record is from RefSeq and is a predicted model, not a curated record. Bases 207 to 818 code for a protein of 203 amino acids. The transcript is spliced from 3 exons. NCBI's taxonomy places the organism in Eukaryota, Fungi, Mucoromycota, Mucoromycetes, Mucorales, Choanephoraceae.